AUGUCUGCUUCCUCUGGGUUCCAGGCUAUGCCAGGCUGGUACUGGCCCGACGAUAUGCCCAAGAACGAACCUUCACAUGCAACGCCUUCGUCCGGGUCAUCUUCAUCGCAAUCUCAGCCUCAGCCAUCAAGCACCUCAGCCACUGGCGAAACUCCUUCGGCAGGACAAAGCACACGAUCCAGGCGUACACAUUGGCCACCCAGGCAGUGCAGGAUUUGUCUUGAGACUGUUCAGCCUACCUUCAAUGUCCCUUCGCAGAAUCUCCCCAGCUUCCUGCAGUCAUCCAACGUUGUCUACGAAGACGAUAGCGGGCGCCUGAUCCGGCCGUGUUUGUGCAAAGGCUCCUCGAAAUAUGUUCACGAAGCUUGUCUGCAGGCGUGGCGCCAUGCCGAUCCCGAUUAUGGACGGAGAAACUACUGGCAGUGUCCUACCUGUGGCUUCAAGUACCGACUUGCGCGCUUGGGCGCUGGACGAUUCAUUGGCAGUGUUGCUGCUCAGAUAACCUUGACAGCAUUGAUUCUAAUUUUGAUAGUCUUCUUCCUCGGAUUCUUCGCUGAUCCUAUCAUCAACUUGUAUUUGGACCCAUGGAGUUACCUCACGCCAUGGUCUAGCUGGUCAAGAUCUAGUUACUCCUCUCACUAUGAAGAUGAUGAGCCAAGUACCUGGUAUGAGCACUUUGCGAAAGGCUUCGCCAGUAUGGGUGUGCUUGGUUUUGUAAAAGUUCUAAUAGCCAGUCCGCUUUCCUACUUCAGGAUUGGAGGCGGUCGUGGUCGUACGACCGGUCGCGAUCGGUAUGAGCAGGUCAGUUGGAUCAUCAUCCUGAUCGGCGUAGGCACAUUCCUCGCGGCGGUUUAUAAAGGUGUACGUGUCUGGAGUCGCCGAGCGCUCGAAAAAGCUGGCGAACGAGUUAUGGACGUUCAAGGUGAUGACGAUGACGCAGACGAAUAG
Messenger RNA from Cucurbitaria berberidis CBS 394.84, 948 nucleotides. RefSeq lists its product as uncharacterized. The record is from RefSeq and is a predicted model, not a curated record. The coding region runs from base 1 to 948 and encodes 315 amino acids. Lineage: Eukaryota; Fungi; Ascomycota; Dothideomycetes; Pleosporales; Cucurbitariaceae. The transcript is spliced from 3 exons. Gene Ontology annotation, molecular function: zinc ion binding.